Carlito syrichta (Philippine tarsier) is the source of this 2303-nucleotide messenger RNA. RefSeq names its product ubiquitin conjugating enzyme E2 V1 (gene UBE2V1). Gene Ontology annotation, molecular function: plasmanylethanolamine desaturase activity. Gene Ontology annotation, biological process: DNA damage tolerance; ether lipid biosynthetic process; protein K63-linked ubiquitination. The record is from RefSeq and is a predicted model, not a curated record. Lineage: Eukaryota; Metazoa; Chordata; Mammalia; Primates; Tarsiidae. The transcript is spliced from 5 exons. The coding region runs from base 202 to 741 and encodes 179 amino acids. Gene Ontology annotation, cellular component: nucleus; endoplasmic reticulum membrane.
GGGGCUCUCGUUGUCGACUUCCUGUCCGGCCUGGUGCACUGGGGUGCUGACACGUGGGGCUCUGUGGAGCUGCCCAUCGUAGGGAAGGCUUUCAUUCGACCGUUCCGGGAGCACCACAUCGACCCGACGGCUAUCACGCGGCACGACUUCAUUGAGACCAACGGGGACAACUGCCUGGUGACGCUGCUGCCGCUACUAAACAUGGCCUACAAGUUCUGCACUCAGAGCCCCGAGGCCCUGGCGCGGCAGUGCCCCUGGGAGUGCUUCGUCUUCUGCCUGAUCAUCUUCAGCGCCUUCACCAACCAGAUCCACAAGUGGUCGCACACGUACUUCGGGCUGCCGCGCUGGGUCGCCUUCCUGCAGGACUGGCAUGUCAUCCUGCCACGCAAGCACCACCGCAUCCACCACGUCUCGCCCCACGAGACCUACUUCUGCAUCACCACAGGAGUAAAAGUCCCUCGCAAUUUCCGACUGUUGGAAGAACUCGAAGAAGGCCAGAAAGGAGUAGGAGAUGGCACAGUUAGCUGGGGUCUAGAAGAUGACGAAGACAUGACACUUACAAGAUGGACAGGGAUGAUAAUUGGGCCUCCAAGAGUGGACCCCAGAGCCAUAUCAGUGCUAGCAAAGUGGCAGAACUCGUACAGCAUCAAGGUUGUCCUGCAGGAGCUGCGGCGCCUCAUGCUGUCCAAGGAGAACGUGAAGCUCCCCCAGCCGCCCGAGGGACAGUGUUACAGCAACUAGGCCCGCCAGCCGCGGCGCCCUCCCCACGCCACUGACGCAGUCUUCAUUUUCCACAGUAGUAAAUUUCUAGAUACGUCUUGUAGACCUCAAAGUACUGGAAAGGAAGCUCCCAUUCAAAGGCAAUUUAUCUUAAGAUACUGUAAAUGAUACUAAUUUUUUGUCCAUUUGAAAUAUAUAAGUUGUGCUAUAACAAAUCACCCUGUCCAGUGUAACCACUGUCCACGUAGUUGAACUUCUGGGAUCAAGAAAGUCUAUUUAAAUUGAUUCCCAUCGCCACUGGUGGGGCACAUCUAACUCAACUGUGAAACGACACAUCACACAAUCACCUUGCUGCUGAGAUUACACGGCCUGGGGUCUCUGCCUCCCCCCACCUCCGCCCUCCCCACAACAGCCCGAGCUCAGGGGCCUGUUAGAGCAGAUGUGAAGGUUUCCGGUCAUAGCCUGUGGGACUACUGCUGGGUGUGGGGUGUUUUGCCUGCGCCCUUGGUUUCCUUCUUCAAGUCUUAAAUGACGCCCCUGCCAAGCCAUCAUCCUGUCCCCACGCCCCCCCCCCGCCCUUGGCCGAAGCAUAGAUUGUAACCCCGCUGCUCCCCUGAGACUGGCCUUCAGUGAGGAAUUCAGGGCUUCCCGCCUCUCUCCCCCACCUUUCGAGGGGUGCUGCUUUCCCGCCUCCUCUGCAAGUCCCUUUCUGCACCGUCACCACCCGACACUUGCCAUGACACUUCCUGGCUGUGGCCAGAAGCUAUCAGGUAAGGUUGGAACGUCUGACCUCCCUCGUGUAGUCCUGGAACCGCAUCUGUUCAUGCUCUACCAGCCUGGGAAAUGAAUUUGGGGCCCUUAGCCCUGCCACCAUCCUCCGCUGUCAUCAUCAGCUGAUGCGUUUUUUAGCUCAGGUUUUGACAGGUGAAAAGAACAGUCACCAGGGUUCCUCAGACCCACCCGCUCCUAGAGUCCUUGGUGGUUAGACUCGGAGAAAGGCCGCAUGAAGAAGACACUUGUAAGCACAUACGACCCUUCUGAAUUGUUUUCUUUUCCUGUUACUGCUUUUGCUUUUUAAAAUGGCAGAAGUUUUCAACAGGGCUCCCACUCGGUCAGCCUUGCCGCCCGCCAUGGUCUAGCUUGGAAUCUGACAACUGGAACAGGAGAAGCUUGACUGCGGGGCACGCCCGGGUUUUGGUCUGCUGCUUCUCGCAAGCCUCAGCAGGGAGAAGACGGACGCGUGUGCACAGCGGCCGAGGCUGGGGGCCGACUCUGCACAGCCGUGCUCCCACUUUCUGUUCAGGACCACUCAGUGCUGACGUGUGGAUGCAUACCGAAAUAAAGCAAUCCAUUGUGUACUCGAGGUUUCUCACGUUAGUAUUUGUGUAAAGCCACCUUUCGAAGCAGCAACCAUCAAGUCUGAAAGCUGUCGAUGUUUCCAUUAAUCUUUUUCUGGCGGAAACGUUAGUUCUAAGGAUUUAACAUCCUAUAAGUCAAGUUGAGCAUAACAGUAUUCCAUGGGCAGCCUUUUUAUUGUCAGACCAUUGCCUGAUUUUAAUAUAAUAAAAAAGUGUGCAUUAAUA